UUGUGUCGGUCCUGCCGGUCGGGUUGAUGUUGGGUUUGAGCCGGGGCCAUGGUGUUCGAGGCGCUGGUGGCCGAGCUCCUCAACCGGGGCCUCGGGGAUUAUGUGGAAAAUCUGGACAAGUCGCAGCUCAAGCUGGGCAUCUGGGGAGGAAACGUGGUCCUUGAGAACCUGAAAGUCAAAGAAAAUGCACUAAAUGAUUUGGAUGUCCCUUUCAAAGUCAAGGCUGGACAGAUAGACAAGCUUACUUUGAAGAUCCCAUGGAAGAAUCUGUACAGUGAAGCAGUGCUCGCUACCCUGGAUGGUUUGAAUCUUCUGGUUGUUCCAGAAGCAAGUAUCAAAUAUGAUGCAGAAAAGGAAGAGAAACAGCUGCAGGAAAACAAGCAGAAAGAACUACUCCGAAUUGAAGAUGCCUUGCAAAAAGCAGCAAAGAAAGGUAAACCAAAAGAAGAGAAAAAGGACUCCUUUGCGGAAAAACUUGCAACUCAGAUUAUUAAGAAUCUGCAAGUCAAAAUAACAAGCAUUCAUGUGAGAUAUGAAGAUGCUAUUACAGACUCUUCGAGGCCCAUUUCUGUUGGUGUCACAUUGGGAGAACUUAGUUUACAGACAGCAGAUGAAAACUGGACACCAUGUAUUCUGACUGACACUGCAAAAAUCAUCUACAAGCUUGUCCGUUUAGAUUGCCUUUGUGCCUACUGGAAUGUGAACAGUUCAUUGUUUUGCCAAAACUCGAGGGAACAAAUCUUGGUGAAGCUGAAAGAAGGGAUAGCUUCAAGUGCUCAUGAACCCAAAAAUCACGACUACAUUUUUAAGCCAAUAUCGGCUUCUGCGAAACUUUGCAUCAAUCCUUACGCUGAAACUGAAUUGAAUUCACCAAAAAUAAAUUUGGACAUGGAAGUGCAUAGUAUUGACAUAGAGAUGACGAAACCUCAGUAUCUCAGUAUUAUAGAUCUGUUGGAAUCUGUGGACUAUAUGGUUAGAAACGUUCCUUAUAGAAAAUACAAGCCCGAUGUGCCACUUCAGAAAAAUGCCAUUAAAUGGUGGCAAUAUGCAAUCACAGGAAUUCUGGAAGUUCAUGUCCGGAGAAAAUAUCACAUGUGGUCCUGGGCCAACAUCAAAAGCCACAGACAAAACCUGAAGGCUUACAAAGCGGCUUAUAAGAGCAAAUUGACGCAGACUAAAUUAUCUGAAGAAUUAUUGAAACAACUUCAGAUCCUGGAAAAAUCACUGGAUAUUUUCAACAUCACAUUAGCAAGACAGCAGGCACAUGUCGAGGUGAUUAGAUCAGGACAUAAGAUGCUGGGGAAGAAGGGAUCGGAGAAGCAGAGUGGGGGCUGGUUCAGUGGAUUAUGGGGAAGAAAAGAAUCCAAGAAGAAGGGUGAAGAGGAAGAGAAAUCAGUCCCAGAAAGUAUUAAUGACCUCAUGACUGGUGAAGAAAAGACCAAGCUGUAUACUGCAAUUGGAUACAGUGAGAGUUCCCACAACUUGACUUUACCCAAAGAGUAUGUUGCACAUGUGAUCAGCUUCAAGUUGGUCACUACCUCCAUCACUAUCCGAGAGGAGCCCAAUGUUCCAGAGAUACUGAAUGUGCAGGUGAUUGACCUGAGUGUGAGCAUGUUUCAGCGUCCUGGAGCUAAAGGUCUUAAAGUGGAGGCCAGACUGGACCACUGGUAUGUUACAGGUUUGAAACAACAGAAUACAGUUCCGUCUCUCAUGGCUUCCGUUGGAGGCACAGAGUCCUCUUUGCUCAGUGUCUGUUUUGAGAUUAAUCCAGAAGGAAGCAAUGCAGAUCAGUUUUUAGCUGUCCGGUCUCAACCAGUGGAGCUGAUUUAUGAUGCUCAAACGAUAAACAGUUUGGUAGAGUUUUUCCAGACUAACCGAGGACUCGACCUUGAGCAGCUGACUUCAGCCACUUUACUGAAGUUGGAGGAGAUCAAAGAAAAGACUGCAACAGGUUUGUCAUACAUUAUUGAAACACGCAAAACGUUUGAUCUCCGAAUCAACAUUAAACCAUCCUACCUCGUGGUGCCACAGACUGGCUUUUAUGAUAUGAAUUCAGACUUACUGAUUGUGGACUUUGGAAGUUUACAGUUAAACAGCAUUAGCCACAAUGACGAAAAAGCAACAUCCCCAAGUUAUUCAUUGGAGGAAAUUCUGGAACGAGCCUAUGAAAAGUUUGAUGUGGAGCUCAGAAGUGUACAGCUUUUGUUCAGCAAGCCAGGUCAAGAUUGGAAGUCUGCUCAGAAACAAUGCUCCUCAUCUCAGCAUAUAUUGCAGCCUAUGGAUAUCAAGGUGCAGCUUUCAAGAGCCAUAGUGGAGAAAGAUACCAGGAUACCCAAAUUUAAAGUCUCUGGUGAACUCCCUUUACUUCAUGUCAGAAUGUCAGAUCAGAAAAUCAGAAGUGUUUGUGAGCUUGCUGAUAGCAUUCCCUUUCCUCAAAGUUCCUUAUCCUCCAGAUCACCUAUCAAAGCAAAGAUGUCAUUGGCAAAGCCAAGAAAGGAAUUUGAUCCUCAUCUUGUAGCUGUUGGUUCUUCAGCAUCGCUGGAGGCAAAUGAUUCCAGCUCACUAGAAUCUGACGAGUUCUGUGAUGCAAAGGAAGAAGUUGACUUGCCAACUAAACUAGCAAUGGCAGCUGGUGUUGCACAGCCAUCUCAAAUUCAGAAGGAUGAUGAGAGUCUGCAUGAGGAGCUCACAGCUCUCCAGCUGAAGUUUGAAGUUAAAGAGGUAGUUAUUGAACUGACAAGGCAAGAAGACCAGGAGAAACCACUGCUUGUUUUCAGUAUAUCUCAGUUGGGUACUGAAGUGAACAUCAGAACAUUUGAUUUGACGUCUACAUCAUAUUUGAAGAAAAUCACCUUAGAUUAUUGUGAAUUCCCUGAUGACCAAAAUCAGAAGCUACAUUUGAUCAGUUGUGCAGAUACACCAGGUUCAGAUCUUCUGAAAGUGGAAUACAUAAAGGCUGAUAAAAAUGGACCACAUUUCAAAAUGAAUUACAACAGCACCGAACAAAUGCUCAAGGUCGCAUUUUCUUCACUUAAUCUUCUUCUGCAUACACAAGCUUUACUUUCAACCAUCAAUUUUCUGACAACAGUUGUUCCGUCAGGCAACAUGGACUCUAUUGAUAAGGAUCAUGAAGUGAAGGCACAAAAGCAGAAACAGGAUAAAGGGGUUGCCACAAAAACAGUUUUGAAAAGCUCAAGGGAUACUGACGUGGUUGUUUUCAAGAUGUUUGCCAUGAUGGAUGCAUUUAAUGUGGCCGUGUGUGAUGAGAAGUGCAGUAUUGCAGACAUUAGAGUACAAGGUUUGGAUGCAUCUGCUUCAGUGCAAUCAAAGCAAAUGGAAGUCUCUGCCAGCCUUCGGGAUAUUGUUGUUACAGAUGUGGAUUCCAAGACUCUACAUAAAAAGGCUGUCUCCAUUGUUGGAAAUGAAGUGUUCAGCUUUAAUGUAACCUUGUAUCCGAAUGCUAUUGAUGGUGAGGACUAUACUGAUAUGUCAAAGGUGGAUGGCAAAGUCACAUUACGAGUUGGCUGUAUUCAGAUUAUAUAUCUACAUAAGUUUGUUAUGUCAUUACUGGACUUCUUUGACAACUUCCAAGCAGCAAAGGAAGCAUUAAGUGCAGCCACAGCCCAGGCUGCAGAAAAAGCAGCCUCCAGUGUGAAGGACUUUGCUCAGAAAAGUUUCCGACUGGCAAUGGACAUAAAUUUGAAAGCUCCAGUUAUCAUCAUUCCUGAGUCCUCCAUCUCAAUGAACGCCCUAGUAGCAGAUUUGGGUUUAAUUACUGUUCAGAAUAGAUUCACUCUGAUCCUGGACGAGGGCUUCUUGGUACCACCUGUGAUGGACAUCAUGGAUGUUCACCUAACACAGCUGAAACUUUCAAGAACUAUCCUGCAGACCAGUUCAUCUCAGCUUGACAUUCAAAUGCUGCAGCCCAUCGACUUACACCUCACUGUGCAAAGAAAUUUGGCAGCAGCCUGGUAUCUCAAAAUACCGAGUGUGGAAAUCAAAGGACAUUUAAAGACUAUGAAUAUUGUUCUCAGUGAAGAAGAUCUAACUGUUCUGAUGAAGGUCUUUCAGCAAAACCUUGGUGAAGGCAGCAAAAAACCAAGUGCAGCAAAAGCACUUAAGGAUGAAGGAAAAAAAAAACUGAAAGAUCCCAAAGAGGCUGCUAAGACUGAAAAAAUUGUGGCAAAUGAGAGCUCAGCAGCAGGUCAUCUUUUGGAAAUAAUGAAAGGAGUGCCAAAUGACAGUGUCGACGUUCAGCUGAAUUUUGAAAUCAAAGAGGUUGUAGUAGAAUUAACAAAACAAAUUAACAAGCAGAAGAGCUCGUUUCUUGUGUUUCAUGUGGUACAAUUGGGAAGUGAGACCAAAGUAAGGAAAUAUGACUUGACUGCAACAGCCUACUUGAAGAAAAUCUCUCUGAACUGCUGUGAAUUUCAAGAUUCAAAUAACUUACCACUUAACUUGAUCAGUUCUUCAGACAAACCCGGAGCUGAUCUUCUGAAAGUGGAAUACAUUAAGGCAGAUCGAAAUGGACCACAUUUCAAAAGUACUUAUGACAGUACUGAACAGAAACUGAGGGUUGCCUUCUCUUCCCUCGAUCUGAUCCUGCAUUCUCAAGCCUUGCUUUCAACCAUGAACUUUAUGGCAGCUGUGUUUCCAUCAGGUGACAUUGAUAAGGAUCGUGAAGCAAAGCCAAGCACAGACCAUGCGAAGGAGACUUCGAUAAAAGCAGUACCUGUAGACACAGCCGUUGAUGUGUUUGAUCUGAAGUUUUCUGUUGAACUGGGGGCAUUGAACAUAUUUGUUUGUGAUAAAAAUUUCAGCAUUGCUGAUAUCAAAAUACAAGGUAUGGAUGCAUCUGUGUCUGUGCACCCAAAGCAGACAGAAGGUUUUGCCCGACUCAGAGAUAUCAUUGUCACAGAUGUUGUCUCAAGGACUCUACAUAAAAAGGUUGUCUCCAUUAUUGGUGAAGAAGUCUUCAGCUUCAAGAUGGUUUUGUGUUCCAAUGCUACAGAGGGAGCGGACUAUCUUGAUAUGUCAAAAGUGGAUGGGGAAGUGACUUUGCAAGUGGGUUGCAUUCAAUUGGUGUACCUACACAAAUUCUUUAUGUCAUUGCUGAACUUCUUUGACAACUUCCAAGCAGCAAAGGAAGCAUUAAGUGCAGCCACAGCCCAGGCUGCAGAAAAAGCAGCCUCCAGUGUGAAGGACUUUGCUCAGAAAAGUUUCCGACUGGCAAUGGACAUAAAUUUGAAAGCUCCGGUUAUCAUCAUCCCUGAGUCCUCCAUCUCAAUGAACGCCCUAGUAGCAGAUUUGGGUUUGAUUACUGUACAGAAUAAAUUUACUCUGAUCUCUGCUGAAGAGUGCACACUGCCACCUGUGGUGGACAUCAUGGAGGUUCAACUAACACAGCUGAAACUCUCACGAACUGUUCUGCAGCAAGACUCAGCACAGCCUGAUUUUCAAAUGUUGCAACCAGUGAACAUGCUGCUGAUGAUAAAACGAAAUCUGGCUGUAGCGUGGUAUCACAAAAUCCCUGGCAUAGAAAUAAAUGGAGAUCUAAAAGCAAUGAAUGUUACAGUUAGUCAGGAUGACUUGACAAUCCUACUGAAAAUCCUGCUGGAAAACUUUGGUGAGGCCAUAAGUGACCAGGGUGAUGCAGCAAAGCCAAAAGACUCGGACAAAAUAAAAACCAAAAUUGUUGCCCCUGGAGCCAACCUGUGUGAAGAUUGUCCACAACUGAAAACAAGUGAUAUGACCCAUGGAGAAUCCGAAAAUAAAGCUGAACCAUAUGAGACUUUGAAGUUUGAUUUAAAAUUUGAAUCACUUUCGAUUGUGCUGUAUACUAAGGAUCACAAACAGCCCACUGACCAGCUGCAGCGUCUGGAAAGUUCACGUCUCGGAGAGUUCAGGCUACAUCUCACCACAGCCUCAGGGAUGAUGUUCACGAAUGGAUCGCUGAGUUUCGACAUGAAUCUCACCACGUGUACCCUGGAUGACCUAAGAGAGGGGAUUGAAAAAGUUACCCAGAGAAUGAUUGAGAAAAAACAAGGUGCUCAGGAAAAUGUCAUGAUUGAGUUGCAAUACAACCAGACAGAGGACGAGAUGUCGAUUGUUGCUGUAUUGGAACAUUUAUACCUUUGUGCCAGUGUAGAGUUCCUGCUGGAUGUGGCAGAUUUCUUCAUCAAAGCUAUGCCUGAAAAGUCAGCAGACAAAUCUGUCCCAUUAUAUCUGAAGCAAACUGGAAAGGCCUCUCACAAUAAUGUUACAGACACUCCAAGACGAAAGGUCAAUGUGAAAGUACUGGUGAUGAAUCCUGAAGUUGUGUUUGUGGCAAAUCUCUCAAAAGCUGAUGCCCCUGCACUUGUUGCUUCCUUCCAUUGUGAUACUUCAGUAAUCUAUGAAAAGAAUUCUCAACGAAUAAUUGCCCUUGUCAGUGAUUUAAAGGUUCUAGCAUGUCCUUUCCUACGAGAGAAGAGAGGGACAAAUAUAACCACGGUAUUGCAGCCUUGUUCCUUGUAUUUGGACUUCUUGGAACCUUCAUGUGGGCCUCAAAAUAUCAGUCUUAAGGUAGAAGAGAUAAUUGUAAAGAUUUCCCCAAUUACUCUAAAUACUGUGAUGACAAUCAUGUCAGCCAUGACUCCCAAAGUGCAGGAGAUAGAAAUGCAGCAAACAACUGACAUGGUGACUGACCUCUGGGCCGUGAAGGAUGCCUUCAAUUCUAAUUACUGGUUUCUGGGAGUUGACAUGGCAAGUGAAGCAACAGAGAUUUUCACGGAAGAAAAACGGGAGAAGACUGGGGAAUCCUUCAAAAUAGACGUUUCAUUAAUUCAAGUAACUCUCGAAUGUGGACAUGGCCAUUGCACAAUUCCUUUACUUCUGACUGAGUCAACAUUUUCUGGAAGAGUGGAAAAUUGGACAUCAUUUGUCAGUGUUAAUUCAGACAUGACACUGGAGGUCCUUUAUUAUAAUGAACUGAGUGCAGUAUGGGAGCCUCUCUUGGAGCAAGUUGCUGGAGGGCUGAAAAGAUGGAGUCUGACAUUUCAGAUGAAAACCAACAUGGGGCAGGAUAAAGCUCUUGUUCCAGGAGAUGAUUUCUUUCUAAUUCCUGACCCACAGACUGCCAUUACCAUUUCUUCAAAGGACAUAUUGAAUAUCACAGUGUCCAAAUGCAGUUUGAAUGUUCUCGAUGUCUUAGCCAAGGCAUUUUCAGCAGGAACAGCUUCAACUUUUGAUUAUUCACUGAAGGACCAAGUUCCAUACACCUUAAAAAAUGCACUGGGCAUCCCUUUGGAUGUGCAUCACUCUACAAGUCUACGUGCCAUUGGUUUACCCCCUGAGCAGAAGCUUCAUCAGCUGGAUGCAGGGCAGAUACUGGAACUUGAUUAUUUGGCCGUCCAACCCAGAAAUCGAGGAAAGCUUUCUGUGUUAGAAAGACAAGAAAGUACCAUUUUCACUUUAACAAUAGUGCCACAUGAUUAUACAGAGGUAGCAAAUAUUCCUGUUGCGAAGCCAGGCCGACGCUUGUAUAAUGUCUUCCACCCUGGCAGUGAACAUUCAGUGUCGCUUUUAGCCCAGAUAGAUGUUGUAGAAGGUGAUAAAAGAAUUAUCAUCCGAUCCCCUCUCCAGAUCAAGAACCACUUCUCUGUCUCCUUUAUCAUCUACAAGUUUAUUCCAGAUGGCUGGCAAUUGGAGCCGAUUGGUGUGGCUAAUCCUGAAGAGGAAUUCCAUGUGCCUUUAGACUCUUACAGAGGCCAAUUGUUCCUAAAACCAUCAGGUGAGCUGGAGGACCAAUUCAAAAUGUCAACAACAUAUAUUACUUGGAAAGAAGAGCUUCAUAGGAGCACCGAGAUCCGAUGCACUCUCCAAUGUCCUUCAACUGAGAUGAGCUUCAUUCCUCUUAUAGUAAACACCAUUGCUAUUCCAGAUGAACUGAACUUUAUCAGUAAUCAUGGUGAUGAUGAGUGGGAUCCAGCCUAUAUCAUUCACCUCCAUCCUACAGCUACAAUCAGGAAUCUUCUGCCAUAUAGUUUGCGAUACAUGUUGGAGGCGACUGCUGAAAUUAAUGAACUGGCAGAAGGAUGCACAGCAGACAUACUACAGUCCAGAAUCAGGGGGGAGAUAAUGGAGCUAGUCCUUAUGAAGUAUCAAGGCAGGAACUGGUGUGGCCAUAUUAAAAUUGAAGAUGGACUUGCCGAAAUGUUUCCAGUCUGCUUUACUGCUGACUCUAAGGAUCGCAUGAGCAUUGAUUUGCUUGUCCAUGUUCAGAAAGUUAGUGGCCGUCUGGUUUUGUCUAUUUAUAGCCCAUACUGGAUCAUUAAUAAAACCUCCCGGGUCCUACAGUAUCGUGCAGAAGAUGUACAUGUGAAACAUCCAGCUGACUUCCGUGAUGUUGUUCUCUUUUCCUUCAAACGGAAAAAUAUUUUCAGCAAAAAUAAGAUUCAGCUGUGUGUAUCCACCAGCAGCUGGUCCAAUGGUUUCUCAUUAGACACUGUGGGAAGUUAUGGCUGUGUCAAAUGUCCUGCAAAGAAUAUGGGAUAUUUGAUUGGAGUUACCAUUAAGAUGAGCAGUUUCAACAUGACCAAGGUUGUUACCCUAACUCCAUUCUACACUUUGGUUAACAAGUCUUCCUACGAAUUGGAAGUUGGAGAAGAUCAGCCGAUUGACCAAUUAGACAAUGAGAAAUGGGUUUAUAUUUCAGCAGCAGAGUGUCUUCCUUUCUGGCCAGAAACAACAUCAAACAAGCUUUGUGUCCGAGUGGUUGGUUCUGAACUGUCAUCAAAAUCUUUCUUCUAUAAUAAACAAGACAAUGGCACAUUGUUGAGUCUUGACCAUGUGUGUGGUGGAGUUAUAGUGGAUGUGAAUGUUGCAGAUCAUGCCACAGUGAUCACUUUUACUGACUAUUAUGAUGGUUCUGCACCUGCCCUACUCAUUAAUCACACAACGGCAGUGAAGUUUCGCUUCAAGCAAAGUGGAUUACAGGAUGAGUUGAUACUUGAUCCAGGACAGGCUCGAUUAUUUGCAUGGACUGAUCCUACUGGUAUCAGGAAACUUAACUGGGGCUGUGUCUGGAAAACAGGAGAACUUGACUUGUUAAAGGAUCAGUUUGGACAGUUCCUUUGGGAACGCAACAAUCAGAUUCACUGGGUAUCGUUCCUCGAUGGGCGACAGCGUGUGUUGGUGUUCAGUGAAGAUGUUGCCGUUAUCUCUAAAGCACGACAGGCUGAGGACUUGAAACAGUUUGACAAAGGGGUUACAGUUUCACUUCAUAGCCUUGGACUGUCACUCGUUAACAAUGAAAGCAAACAGGAAAUUGCUUACAUCGGAAUUACCAGUUCUGGUGUUGUGUGGGAAAUGAAACGGAAGCAACGCUGGAGGCCAUUUAGUCAAAAGCACAUCAAUCUUUUGGAAGAGAACUACCAGACACAUCUGACCGCAAAGACUCCAGAAUGCUGGAUAAAGUUGAACAGUAACUUGGAGGUUAAUUUUCAGACGAUGCAAACCCGGUUGCCUCAGCGAAUGAGCAUCAGGCGAAACUUUUUAUCUGGAAUUCAAGUUGAAUAUAAGCAGUCUGCUCAUCACCGGAGUUUACGUGCUCAGUUGUACUGGUUACAGGUUGAUAACCAGCUGGCUGGUGCAAUAUUUCCAAUAGCAUUCCAUCCUGUACCCCCUCCCAAGUCCAUCGCCUUGGAUUCAGAACCAAAGCCAUUUAUUGAUAUAAGCAUCAUCACAAGAUUUAAUGAACAUAGCCAAGUCAUGCAAUUCAAAUACUUCAUGGUCUUGAUUCAGGAAAUGGCUGUGAAAAUUGAUCAGGGGUUUCUCAGUGCAGUUAUAGCAAUGUUUACCCCAGCAUCAGAUCCUCUUACAAUGGCCCAAAAGGCUAAUCUGAUAGAUCAGGACAUGGAAGCGCUGAAGGCAGAAUUGAUGGAAACAUCAAUGACGGAUGCUUCAAGACUUAGCUUCUUCGAGUAUUUCCACAUUUCACCAAUCAAAUUGCAUCUAAGUUUGUCUCUGGACUCAGGAGGAGAAGAGUCCAGUAAAGAAAAGCAGGAAGCAGUACCACUCCAGUCUCUCCACAUCCUGCUCAAAAGCAUUGGAGCUACCUUAACAGAUGUGGACGAUCUCAUCUUUAAGCUUGCAUUCUUUGAAAUGAAAUUUCAGUUCUACAAGUGGAAUCAGCUGAUGUGGGCUGUAAUUUCACAUUAUAGUGAACAAUUUCUAAAGCAAAUGUAUGUGCUUGUUUUGGGACUGGAUGUUCUUGGAAACCCAGUCGGCCUUAUCAGAGGACUGUCUGAAGGUGUCGAAGCAUUCUUCUAUGAACCUUUCCAGGGUGCUGUUCAGGGACCAGAGGAAUUUGCAGAGGGCUUUGUGAUAGGAGUGAGGAGUCUGCUUGGACACACUGUUGGUGGUGCAGCUGGUGUCGUAUCUAGAAUCACAGGCACUGUUGGGAAAGGUCUGGCUGCAAUCACGAUGGAUAAAGAAUACCAACAGAAACGCAGGGAGGAAAUGAACCGCCAGCCCAAGGACUUUGGAGACAGUUUGGCUAAAGGAGGAAAAGGCUUUUUACGGGGUGUGGUUGGAGGAUUUACAGGAAUAGUCACAAAGCCAGUUGAAGGUGCUAAAAAGGAAGGUGCGGCUGGUUUCUUUAAAGGAGUUGGCAAAGGUCUGGUUGGCGUUGUUGCCCGACCAACAGGUGGGAUCGUUGACAUGGCGAGCAGCACUUUGCAAGGAAUUAGAAAGGUAGCAGAAUCAACUGAAGAUGUAAAUAAACUCCGCCCACCGCGGUGUAUCCGUGAAGAUGGGAUCAUCAGGCCUUAUGAUCGCACUGAAUCCGAGGGUUGCCACUUGUUUGAGUUUUUGUCAUGUCAUGAAAAGGGAGAGUAACGUGCUGUACAUAACGAUGAAGGAAGAGGCUGAGUAUCUCGGUUAAUUUUCCAUUCCAUUCACUGCUCGAGCUGCUUUGUUAAAGAUUCCAUCGCAAUAAUGGUUGAGCCUGUUUGUCUUUGGUUACCUGUCAGGCAACCUAUUGAUGGGAGAAAAUGCUACAAUUCUCCUCAUAAACAUGAGUUCUGCCAGUUUGACUCCCAGACUCUACUGACUCACCUCCAGUUUCCUGGUCUCUUGCUCUCCAAUUGUUUCGAGUGAAACAGACUUGGCAAAUUGAAUUGCCAGCCCAAAGUUGGAAAUCGGAUUUCUCCUUUGUGGUUCUGGAGCUUCCCAGAUAGGGGCAAAUUUAACUUAAACCUGUUUCUGAUUGUUCCGUGUACUUCUGUCCAUUCGGAAAGCAACAGACUGAUGCUUGAAGCAUCUGGCAGGGGAACACUCAGCAUUAAGUAUUCUUCAACUCUGCAAUAGCCAAAAUUGACUAUAUCCACUGCCUCACACUAUGCUUGCAUGCUAUUAGUUUAUAUUUUUCUGAUGGUUAAAAAAAAUAAAACAAAGAGGUUAUGGUUGAAUAGGCACUAAAUUGAUUAAGGGCUCUGUGCACCUUUUGCAGCUUUCAAAAUACAUUUCUGAGAUGUAUUCUUCUGAGAUAUAAUUUGAGCAGUACUGUAGGACCACAGAAAGCGGAAAAGGCUGACAUCUGAGAACACUUCUUUUUAUUUAAACGGAAAAUGCUGGAAAAUCUCAGCAGGUCUUACAGCAUCUGUGGAGGGAGAAACAGAGUUAACGUUUCAAAUCCGUAUGACUCUUCUUCAGAGACUUUUCUUUUUAUUUAAAUUCUGGAUUGGACUGCAGGCAAUACUGAAUGGCUAGCAAAUGCCAAUAUUUACAUCUAAUUUAAAGUUAAAGCUUAGAAUUCCUAAAAUGACCCUUCUGAACAGUUUAGCUUAGAGACCUGAGCUUCUCUUUGGGCUACAGAGAAGCUUCGGAUGAUAUUUAGACAAAAAGCAGGAAGCUUGUAAUCAGAGUUUGCCAUUAAACGUAUUUGCUGUGUCUAAGUUUGAUUACAGAUUUUGAUCUUUGUCUUCUAUUUUGGAACGAAGCUGCAGUGGAUUAUUUGAAAGUAUCAUGCUUUCAUAUGCUUUCAGCAGAUUUCUGUCAGUUCUGUUCUGACUGGUUCGCAUAACAUGGAAUACAUGCGAUCAGUAUUUCACUCCUCCCCUCUCCUUUACACACCGUGCCUUCUCCGACUGAUCGUGUUUUUUAUUAUUUCACAGGACACGGGCAUUGCUGGCUAGGCCAGCAUUUUUAUUGCCCAUUCCUAAUUACCCUUGAGAAGGUGGUGGUGAGCUGCUGCCUUGAACCGCUGCAGUCCAUGUGGUGUAGGUGCACCCACAGUGCUGUUAGUGAGGGUGUUCCAGGAUUUUGACCCAGCGACAGCGAAGGGACAGAGAUAUAGACUAAAGUCAAGAUGGUGUUUGGUUUGGAGGGGAACUUGCAGGUGGUGAUGUUCCCAUGUAUCCACUUGUCCUUUUAGGUGGUAGAGGUCAUGGG
This is a messenger RNA of Carcharodon carcharias (great white shark), 12432 nucleotides long. RefSeq names its product vacuolar protein sorting 13 homolog C (gene vps13c). Bases 49 to 10878 code for a protein of 3609 amino acids. The transcript is spliced from 80 exons. Gene Ontology annotation, biological process: protein retention in Golgi apparatus; protein targeting to vacuole; mitochondrion organization. Gene Ontology annotation, cellular component: extrinsic component of membrane. NCBI's taxonomy places the organism in Eukaryota, Metazoa, Chordata, Chondrichthyes, Lamniformes, Lamnidae. The record is from RefSeq and is a predicted model, not a curated record.